Molecule: messenger RNA, 905 nt
Organism: Phaedon cochleariae (mustard beetle)
Lineage: Eukaryota; Metazoa; Arthropoda; Insecta; Coleoptera; Chrysomelidae
Source: the annotation of a GenBank genome assembly
AGAAUAUGAAUCCAUGAUCUAUUUUACAAUUUUCAAUUUUUCCUCAGAAAAUUAUUAAUUAUUCAUGAAUUAUCUUGAUUGAUAAUAUCGAUAGUCUACAACCUACAUAACUGAAAGUUGACCUGCACAGACAAACAUGACUGAUCAUUGGAAACCAAACGAGGAAUAUUUACAUCACUUAAUUUCAAUGGGAUUCGUUCAUAAUGUAGCAAUUCAAGCCCUUUUCUGUACUGAUAAUAGGUCAAUUGAUGAGGCUGUCAACUACAUAUUCAGCCCAGAAGAAACACAAACUGCUGUACCUUUACCUGUUCCUGUCCAGAAUACUGAAAAUGCUGCUGAAAAUGCAGCAUCAGAUGAUGAGAGUGGUGAUGGAGAUAAUGAGGAUAUCCCAUAUUAUAAAAUGACUUUUGUUGUUAAUUCCUCCUUGAAAAUGGGUGUGGGUAAAAUUGCAGCACAAGUUGGCCAUGCCUGUCUAGGACUGUAUCGUGAAUUAGUGAAAGUGGAUAAACAAGAAGUUUUAGAUCUAUGGGAAGAUAUUGGGGAAAAGAAAAUUGUGUUGAAAGGCAAAGAUGAUGUACAUUUGAUGCAGCUUUUUGAAAAGGCAAAGUUGGAAAAUAUCCCAUGUUAUCUGGUCAAAGAUGCUGGACAUACACAGAUAGCACCAGGAUCUGUAACAGUUUUGAGCUUAUUUGGUCUGGAAGAAGAUGUUAACAAAAUUACAGGAAAAUUGAGUUUAUUAUGAUGGUAGUAAUAAAAAUACUGAUGAAAUUAAUUGAUCUUUGUAAAAAUGCAAUGUGAAGUGGGUAGCAAAGAGUGACAAAACAUUUCUCCAGUAAUCUAUAACUUUGCCCCAGCUCCAGCUUUUUGAUCUAUAUUUUGAAAUUGAAUAACUUAUUCUCAAGCUU